Molecule: messenger RNA, 1983 nt
Organism: Miscanthus lutarioriparius
Lineage: Eukaryota; Viridiplantae; Streptophyta; Magnoliopsida; Poales; Poaceae
Source: the annotation of a GenBank genome assembly
AUGGUGGGGCCCCUGUCGGACGCCGGCGGUGUGGCCACGUCGUCGGGGGGCGACCGUGGUGGGAAGCCUGCGGUGGGGGCGGCGCGGGUGGCCGCGUGGCUGGACGCGUUCCCGGAUGGCUCCGUGUUGUCCGUCAGCUUCGGGACGCAGCAGGCGUUGUCAUCGGUGCAGGCGGCGUCCGUGGCGGAGCUGCCGCGUUCGUGUGGGCUCGUCUGCGUUCGUGUGGGCUCGACGGAGCUGCUGCGUUCGUGGGGUUCUCUGGGCUGUCGCCGGAACCGCCGGGCGCGUGAGCUUCGGCAGAUGUUCGUGUGGGCGGCGAGGACGGCACUACAAAGAUGCCGAGACGAGUUCGAGGCGAACCUGGCGUCACGCGCGUCUUUGGUGAUCCAUGGUGGGCGCCAUGGUGGAGCGGGAUCGGGGAUCUGGUCGCGCCGGCGGGACGAGAUCACGUUCGAUCGCCUCCAGAAGUUCUGGAAUGACUUGCCUCCUCAAGCACGGCAGGAACUCCUCAAAUUGGAUAAGCAAACUCUCAUUGAACAAGCACGCAAGAAUUUCUACUGCUCAAGGUGCAAUGGGUUGCUUCUGGAUAGUUUUGCACAAAUUGUUAUCUAUGGGAAGUCACUGCAGCAAGAAGCUUCAGAUAUUGGUUGUCUGAGGACAGCUACUGAGUCAAGAAUUACACAAGGAGAGCAAGAAGGGGCUCAGGACCUAUCAGUUCACCCCUGGGGAGGCCUUUCAACCACAAAAGAUGGUGUCCUUACACUUCUUGACUGCUUUAUAAAAGCGAAAUCAUUACGGGUGCUUCAGAAUGUAUUUGACAAUGCACAGGCAAGAGAAAGGGAACGGGAAAUGCUUUAUCCUGAUGCCUGUGGUGUAGGUGGCAGAGGAUGGAUUAGCCAAGGGAUGGCUAAUUAUAGGGGUCAUGGAAUAAGAGAAAUGUGUGCUCUACACACUGCCCACCUCUCAUGUGAUACGCUGGUGGAUUUCUGGUCAGCGCUUGGUGAAGAAACUAGAUCAUCUCUUCUGCGGAUGAAGGAGGAAGAUUUCAUUGAAAAACUUAUGUACAGGUUUGACAGCAAGAGAUUUUGCCGAGAGUGUCGAAGGAAUGUUAUCCAUGAAUUCAAGGAGCUCAAGGAACUGAAGCGCAUGCGAAGGGAGCCUCGCUGCACCAGUUGGUUUUGUGUUGCAGAUACUGCUUUUCAGUGUGAGGUGUUUGAGGAUGCCGUUGUAGUUGAUUGGCGCCAGUGCUUUUCAGAGCCAGAUGAAUCUUAUGAUCACUUUGAAUGGGCUAUUGGGACAGAUGAAGGAGAAUCCGAUAUUUUUGGCUUUGAAAAUGUUGGAAUGAAGGCACAAGUCCACAGAACUGGAAUCGAUCUUGAUCAGUUUGAGGACUACUUCAUAACACUGCGAGCUUGGAGGCUUGAUGGGCAGUGCACAGAGCUGUGUGUAAAAGCACAUGCAUUGAAGGGUCAAUCAUGUGUCCACCACAGGCUAGUUGUGGGUGAUGGCUUUGUGACUAUGACAAAGGGCGAAGGUAUUAGAAAUUUCUUUGAGCAUGCUGAAGAGGCCGAGGAAGAGGAUGAAGAUGAUGGUAUGGACAGGGAUGGAAAUGAUUUUGAUGGUGAUGGUGCCCAUCCACAGAAGCAUGCCAAGAGCCCUGAACUGGCAAGAGAAUUUCUUUUGGAUGCUGCUGCUGUAAUAUUCAAAGAACAGGUUGAGAAGGCCUUCAGGGAAGGUACAGCACAGCAAAAUGCACAUAGUGUUUUUGUGUCCCUUGCUUUAAAACUUUUGGAACAGCGAGUUCAUGUAGCAUGCAAAGAAAUCAUUACGUUGGAAAAACAGAACAAACUUCUUGAGGAAGAGGAGAAAGAAAAGCGUGAAGAACAAGAGCGCAGGAUAAAGAGGAGAACAAGAGAGAGAGAAAAGAAGAACAGGAGAAAAGAAAGGCUGAAAGAAAAGGAAAAUAAUAAAGGAAAAGACUAG